AUGUGCUCCUCACCACCACAGGAAGUUAAGGACCCCCUAUCCAGGCAUGUUGUGUUGGUUGAUUCUCAUGAAUUUGAUGGAGAAAUGCCAAUGGGCUCAGCUGGUUACGUUGAUCUGUCAAGGCAAGUUGUUUCUGUAGAACUGGGACAUAACCUGCGAUUUGUCAUACAAGCUUACUCACAAUCUGGUGCCAUUGCUAGGCAAAGCCGUCUCACGUUUAGGACCAAAUAUUGCAACAUAAGUCGAGGUAUAUGUGAGAUUGGUGACUCUAAGGUGGAGAUUACUGUUGCUUGGUCCCAGCUUAUCAAGAACAAGAUGGAAAUCCUCUAA
Molecule: messenger RNA, 330 nt
Organism: Triticum turgidum subsp. durum (durum wheat)
Lineage: Eukaryota; Viridiplantae; Streptophyta; Magnoliopsida; Poales; Poaceae
Source: the annotation of a GenBank genome assembly